This is a messenger RNA of Juglans regia (Persian walnut), 1993 nucleotides long. RefSeq lists its product as uncharacterized. Lineage: Eukaryota; Viridiplantae; Streptophyta; Magnoliopsida; Fagales; Juglandaceae. The transcript has a single exon. Bases 399 to 1691 code for a protein of 430 amino acids. The record is from RefSeq and is a predicted model, not a curated record.
UUUUUUGAAGUAUAGGCUAUGUGAUUUGGGUCUUGACGUAACAACAAUUCUCUUUGAAAGCAUUUAAUUUGUACGGAUUCCAUGUAAUUAUGAAAGAGGACUUGAAGGUUUGUCUAUGCAAAUCUGAAGGAAGGAGGAGAAAAAAGAAAAGAAAACACGGUAAUUGUGGACAGGAAGGACCAAAGUUCUUAAAGGUGCUUUUCUUUCUAGUAGUAGUCACCCUCUGUUCCCAGUCUCCUCCGUUAUUCACGCCUGUCUCUCACUUCCAAUUUCACACUUUUCUCUUCCACUGCUGAAACAAAAACAAGAAAAAGCUCCAUCUCCAUUGCAUUCCAUAGCAGAGAGAGAAUAAAAGCCAAAACUUCCUUCACCUUCUUUCUUUGACACCAAGAGAGAAAAUGUCCGAAUUUUGUUUCUCAAGUACCUUCAAGAAGACGGGAUUCUCCAGUCUUCUCCUCUUUGACUUAAUCCAAUUUUGUUUCUUCAUUCUCUCCCACCCUCUUUACUUCUGUUACUUCAUCUUCUUCUCCCCUUAUCUUCUAAAGCUCCUCUCUUUCCUCUCUCCUCUCCUUAUCACAACCUUUCUUCUCCUCCUUGUUCUUCUUACUGUCUCUCCCAAACUUGUCCAAGAGUACUCUCACUCUGAAUCUUCAGAGUCCAAAGUGGCUUCUCUUGUUAGUACAUCUCGAACUCUUUUCGAAAGAUUACAACCAAAAGUGGACGAUGGAAAUGAAGAUUUUCAACAAUUUGAGGAGCUUGAAGUGUUUAAGAUUGUGUUUGACAAAUCUACCUUUGAAAUUGGUGAGGCCCCCGUGGAAGUUUUGGAAUGGGAAGUCAAAGAAGUUUGCUCAGAAGCAUAUGAAGCACCGGUUGACAAGAGUGUGGGUUCUGGAGGCAAUUGUAUUAGUGGAUUGGAAGCUCUAACCGGAAAUUCUGAUGCAUAUCAGGUUCCGACUACACGGCCAGGAAUCACUCAACAGAAUGUGGAAGUGAAGAGAUUAGAAUGCUUUUUUCAAGAAGAGAAUGGGUUGGAAACUAUGUUUUGUGUAAAGGAAGAGAAAGAAAUCAACCAACCAGGCAUAGAGUUCUAUGAAGUGGAAGAAGGAAAAGAAGAAUCAUCCAUGAGAAACGGAUCAAAGGCAAUGUAUGAUAAAACAAAUGACAGUACUACAUUGAGCACCAACUACAGUGAAGAGCAUGAUCCCCAAGUGAUGGUAAACUCGCAGAGACUUGGCGCAAGUAUGGGGAGUCCAAGAAAUGUGGGAGAGGAUUCUUCAAAAUUUAUGGAGAAUUCUAAAGAAUUGGGCUCGAAACUUGGAAGUUUUGGUUCAAUGAGGAAAGAGAAGGAAUGGAGAAGGACAUUGGCAUGCAAGCUUUUCGAGGAGCGACACAAUGUAAAUGGAGGUGAAGGGAUGGAUAUGCUUUGGGAGACAUAUGAGACAGAAUCGAAAAAGGUGCAGGGAAGAAUCAACAAAAAGAAGAAGUCAGGCAAAUCGGUUGAGUAUGAGGAGGAUGAGGUGGAAGAGGAUGACAUUGAUGGGCAGUUGUGCUGCUUACAGGCUUUGAAAUUCUCAGCAGGGAAGAUGAACUUAGGAAUGGGAAGGCCUAAUCUUGUCAAGUUCUCCAAGGCCCUAAAAGGGAUAGGAUGGUUGCACCAUUUUGGCAGGCAUGGCAAGAAGGGUUACCACUGAAUCAAAUCAAUUUAACUUUGUCAAAAUGUAUUAAUGUUUCAAGGAUCACAGGUAAAUAUUGCCUCUUGUUUUUUUUUUUUUUUUUUUAUGUGUUUUCUUCCUCUCAAUUUGGAGACUUUCCGUUGUGGAACAAUCAGCAGCAAAUGUGCUACAUGAUGUAUUACAGAGAGAGGCUCCAGCAUUUUGCCUCUGUUUCUGACCAAAAGAGGAGAGAUAUUCAGAGAAAAUAUGUGUCCUGGUAAUGGUGUUAAGAGCCCUUUUAAUCUUAUGACCUCAUGCGUUAUAUAUAUGCUGUGAUUGAU